Messenger RNA from Torulaspora globosa, 3918 nucleotides. RefSeq lists its product as uncharacterized. The coding region runs from base 1 to 3918 and encodes 1305 amino acids. Gene Ontology annotation, molecular function: sterol binding; protein binding. Lineage: Eukaryota; Fungi; Ascomycota; Saccharomycetes; Saccharomycetales; Saccharomycetaceae. Gene Ontology annotation, cellular component: cytosol; intracellular membrane-bounded organelle; nuclear envelope. The record is from RefSeq and is a predicted model, not a curated record. The transcript has a single exon. Gene Ontology annotation, biological process: endocytosis; exocytosis; maintenance of cell polarity.
AUGAGCUCAUUAAAUCGAUCAUCGGCCUCUAUGCGCGAGCAGUCUAAAGAGCAAUCACCACAUCUACCGCACAAGACUACGACAUCCACAGAUACGGCGAGUCGGAGUGAUCAGGAUGAACUGAAUGAAAUUGGCAAUUGUGACGGUGACAAAGGUUCCCAGAUUAUCAGUAGACCCUUAUUGAAAUUGAAGUUGCUUGAUUCACUACGUCAAGGAAACUUUGAGAAUCUCAAGCAACUAAUCCAUGGCCAGUUCCAGCCGGCGGAUGAUCCCAACGUCAAGGCAGUCAGAAGUCUGACCCUACAUUACGCCGUUCAAGUGGCACCUUUGAGUUUGAUUAAAGAAAUAGUGCAAGAGUGGUGUAAAGACAAUCAGAAGGAUGCCGGAGAUCUCGACGUAUGUUUGGAUAUUAAUCAAACAGAUGAGAAUGGCAACACGCCGUUACACUUAGCUGCGUUCCAAACCCGUGGUGAUGUGGUUGCCUUUUUAAUGGACCAACCAAAUAUAAACGACUGCGUACUGAAUAACUCACACUUGCAGCCUAUUGAAGUGUGCAAAAAUUUGAAUAUUGCACAGAUGAUGCAAGUAAAACGGGCCAGUUACGUGGCCGAGACCGCCCAAGAAUUCAGAACUGCGUUUAACAAUAGAGAUUUCAGUCAUUUGGAGUCAAUUUUGAGCGCUCCCCGUAAUGCAGAACUUUUAGACAUCAAUGGCAUGGAUCCUGAGACUGGUGAUACUGUAUUGCAUGAAUUCGUGAAGAAAAGAGACGUAAUAAUGUGUCGAUGGUUGCUCGAACAUGGUGCUGAUCCCUUCAAGAGAGAUCGCCAGGGGCGAUUGCCUAUUGAUCUAGUCGGCAAGGUGAGUGAAAGUAGUACUGCUACAAAUACUAAAGCUGCAAUCGAGGUAGAGCUGAAGAAACUCUUGAGCAAGGCAGCCAAAGAACAGAGUGCUAUUGAUGUCACCAACAAUUUGAAUGAACCACCCACUUAUAAAGGAUAUUUGAAAAAGUGGACGAAUUUUGCACAAGGCUAUAAAUUACGUUGGUUUAUUCUCAGUAAAGACGGGAAGCUUUCCUACUUCAAGGAUCAAUCAGAUACUAGGAAUGCUUGUCGUGGUUCGCUGAAUAUGUCUAGUUGCUAUUUGCAUCUUGAUUCCUCUGAGAAGCUAAAGUUUGAAAUCAUCGGCGGCAGCGAUGGAACAAUCAGAUGGCACCUGAAGGCAAAUCACCCGAUUGAAACUAAUAGAUGGGUUUGGGCCAUUCAGGGUGCCAUAAGGUUUUCGAAGGAUAGAGAAAUGAUGACUAAGAGCGGAAAUAUUCCGCCCUCUCUUGCUAUGAGCAGAGGAGCCUCUUCUUCAACGACUGUGCAAAAGCUGCAUUCCUAUGAAAGUCAGCGUCAUUCCUCACAGUUGCAUUUGACUCAUGAUAGGAGAGAACCUUCCGCGGAUCAUCCUCAGGCAAAACAGCACAAUAGAAUUCCCUCAUCGUCGUCUUCGCGGGGAAAGCUAAGCUCCACACCGUCAAUCGCAUCGAGUGAUAUGGGUUUGAGUGACAAUCUGACAGAAUCGGGCAAGAUGUACGUUAACAAAAUUCUCGAGAACCGCUUGGAAUCGACUUCGCGAGCCUCCUCAAUCAAGAAUUUUGGAGCGGAGUUUCCAAACAAAGAGGCUUACGUUGCUAGUGUCCAUUCCUCCUCAAAAUCUAACGUAGUGGAUGCAAAUGGUAACGAGGCUCUCCCAGGAAAUCGUUCAAUUACAGGAAGCGAACUCAACUAUGUUGAUGACCAGACAGCCUCUGUUGACUUCGGGACUGUGUCUGAUGACGCCGAAGAUAAUGAAGAAGUCACCAAAGAAGAUGAUGAGGAUGUAGCGGUUCAAUAUGGCCCUUAUGCGGAAAAAUUGGCUAUUUUGCAAAGGACUAUUUCUAUGGAUUUAGCUUCUCUCACUGAACUACUAGAUUCAGGAAUCCCUGGUAAGGAAGAAUGGGAAAUCAUUCGUAGAUCACUAGCUUCUGUUUUGGGAACUUUUGAGAAAUUGAACUCCUUGACCUCAGCUAGAGACAAAAAGCUGGUCAUGAUGCUUUCUAAGCAACGUGAUGUUAAUAACGUCUGGAUUCAAUCUGUCAAGGACUUAGAAAUAGAGCUGAUUGAAAAAAGCAACAGAUUAGCAUCUCUAGAUAAGGAGAGAAAAAAUUUGAAGAAACUUCUGCAAAAAGGCCUCCUCGAUGCUGGUGAGGCAUCGAAUACAUCACUUUACAAUCUCAACCUAAAUGGCCCUAAUGCCACCGAAGAGACUCCAAAUGCACUUGACCAAAUCGCGAAGUUCAUCGACGCAACAAAAGAUGAGGAUGCAGGCUCCGAGGCUGAUGAGUUUUUUGAUGCAGAAGAAUUGGUUGAGGCAUCGAAUAUUGAGCAGGAGUUGAUUGAGCCGGUUGAGAAUGAAGUAACCGAAAGCAAAGCAGCGCUGAGGAAAGGGAAAGAAAUGGUUACAGAGGUUCACCCAGUUAAAGAGGACAAACUUCCAUCAUAUGAUGAAGCAGAAAGAAUACCGUCUGAGGAGGUUACGAAACCAGGUGCUACAAAGGAAAAAACCUUGCCAAAAGAAAAAGAGGGCAAUAUAUUCGCAAUCGUCAAGACAGCUGGGCAGACGAAGAAGGCUAGACUCAUGAUGGAGGAAGGCUCAUAUCUAGGUUAUGAAGAUGGUGUUAGGAACCGAUUGAAGCUUGAUAAAGACGACCGCCCAUCCAUAGGUCUUUGGUCGGUGCUUAAAUCUAUGGUUGGUAAGGACAUGACAAGGAUGACGUUACCAGUGACGUUCAACGAACCUACUUCUCUGCUUCAAAGAGUUGCAGAAGAUCUUGAAUAUAUCAAUUUACUGGAUGAAGCUGCCAGUUUUGAAGAUUCCACUUUAAGACUCUUGUACAUUGGGGUCUUUACUGCAUCUUCAUACGCUUCGACAAUCAAAAGGGUUGCUAAGCCAUUCAAUCCUUUACUUGGGGAGACCUUUGAGUAUGCAAGACCAGACAAGCACUACAGGUUUUUUACCGAGCAAGUUUCGCAUCAUCCCCCCAUUUCUGCUACUUGGACCGAGUCGCCUAAAUGGGAUUUCUGGGGUGAAUCCAACGUCGACUCGAAAUUCAAUGGUAGAUCCUUCGCAUUCAGACACUUGGGGUUGUGGUAUAUAAAGAUGAGGCCCGACAACCAAUCUCCCGAUGAAAUCUACACCUGGAAAAAACCAAACAACACAGUUAUCGGUAUCCUCGUUGGCAAUCCGCAGGUGGAUAAUCACGGGGAUGUCAAAAUCGUCAAUCACACGACAGGCGACUACUGUAUGCUGAAUUUCAAAGCCCGUGGAUGGAGAUCAAGCGGCGCCUACGAGGUGAGGGGCGAAGUCUUUAACAAGCAAGGUAAAAAAAUGUGGGUCCUCGGCGGUCAUUGGAAUGACUCGAUUUAUGGUAAGAAAGUGACAUCCAAUGAUAAUGACGACUUUGCCCUACAAAAGACCAUAACCACAUCUUCGCCAGCAACCGCCGGACCAAACUUCGAUGGCAGCAAAUUUCUAAUAUGGAAAGUUCACCCAAGACCUGACGCUCCAUUCAACCUGACUCCUUUCGCAAUCACUCUAAAUGCCCCACAGCCAAAGCUUUUACCAUGGUUAGCACCAACAGAUACCCGUUUGCGGCCAGAUCAACGCAGUAUGGAGGAAGGGCGAUACGAUGAAGCAGGUGAAGAAAAGCAUAGACUGGAAGAAAAACAGAGAGCAGCACGUAAGAGAAGAGAGGCUGCCAAGGAACAAUAUCAUCCAAGAUGGUUCGUCAAAGAAAUUCACCCAAUAACCAAGAGUCCAUACUGGAGAUUCAAAGGUGACUACUGGAAUUUGAGAAAACAACACAAGCUCGACAACUGCGAAGAUAUAUUCUAA